Fusarium oxysporum Fo47 is the source of this 2381-nucleotide messenger RNA. Its product is annotated as Aldehyde/histidinol dehydrogenase. Gene Ontology annotation, molecular function: aldehyde dehydrogenase (NAD+) activity. The record is from RefSeq and is a predicted model, not a curated record. The coding region runs from base 463 to 2082 and encodes 539 amino acids. Gene Ontology annotation, cellular component: cytoplasm. Gene Ontology annotation, biological process: aldehyde metabolic process. Lineage: Eukaryota; Fungi; Ascomycota; Sordariomycetes; Hypocreales; Nectriaceae. The transcript is spliced from 2 exons.
CAACGAGCCCCUCAUUUGCAUCCCUUGAAAUUGAUUGUCCUGGCUCCUUUAUUUUCUUUAUUACAUCUCGCGGUCGUAUCUACCUAGUCUUUGACGCUUCAGCAACUGGUUCGGUCUUGCUUAAAGUCUAUGACUGUUAUAUUGUGAGGCUGCGCAGAAAUAUUGGUUAAAUAUUCCUCCCAGGGCUGACGAAUCCACCCAAUCUCGACUUCUGGGCAAGGUAGCCUGAUUAAUUAGGAGAAGGCCUCUAAGAGAUCAACGCAUUCUCAAACUCAUCACUUCAAUCCAACACCAAAAUUCUCAACUCUUCUUCAACUGAAAACGUCACCAUCCUUUUCUUAGACAAGGAGUUUUCUUUUACGCAUCAUACAUCGUCCCCAACCCGCGACACCAAACACAGGCAGUGGCGUCAGCACUUAAUCUAUCCUGCCAACCAACCACAUUUCAACAUCACUCAUCAACAUGGCUGACAACAAUUCAUCCUAUACCAUUGCUCCUUUAGAGCACACGCCCCUCGAUGAGAUCGCCGCCAAGGUCGAUCUCAUGAGGAAGACCUUCAGAUCAGGCCGUACCAAAGACAUAGAGUUUCGCAUGAUUCAGAUUCGCAAGCUGUACUGGGCCAUCGUCGACAACACUGAACUGAUGCAAGAUGCUCUUAUCAAAGAUCUUCGCAAGUGCAAGUACGAGGCCGUUCUGGCCGAGAUUGAUUGGUGCAAGCAAGAAUGUAUCGACAUGGUCAAUAACAUGGAAAAAUGGCUACGCGAUGAGCCUGUCCCCAAUGUUCCUUUGCAAUUUCGUGCCAUGAAGCACCGCACUCGCUUCGAACCACUCGGGGUUGUCCUUAACAUUGGAUCCUUCAACUUCCCUUUUCAGCUCAACCUCCCUGUUGUCAUUGGCGCGAUCGCUUGUGGUAACUGUGUUGUUCUCAAGGCCUCUGAAUCAUCUCCCAACUGUGCCAUGGUGCUCAAGAAGAUCUUCGACGAGUCCCUGGACCCCGAAUGUUUCACAUAUGUUAAUGGUGCUUUGCCCGAGACUCAACUUCUGCUCGAGCAGAAGUUCGACAAAAUUUGUUUCACCGGCGGCAAGGCAGUCGGCAAGAUUAUUGCCCAGAAGGCUGCCGAGACCCUAACUCCUGUGCUUCUCGAGCUCGGUGGUUUGAACCCAGCCUUUGUCACCAAGAACGCCAACCUCAAAUUGGCCGCCAGACGACUUCUGUGGCAGAAAUCUCUCAAUGCAGGCCAGGUUUGCAUGUCUCACAACUACAUCCUCGUCGAGCGAAGUGUUCUUUCUCAAUUCUUGGGGGAGCUCAACAACCAGAUGCGCACCUUCUUCCCCAAAGGCGCCAAGAACAGCCCUGAUCUUUGCCGCAUCGUCAAUGCUGGCCACUUCAACCGCCUCAAGAAGAUGCUUGAUGGCACCAACGGCAAGAUUGUCCUGGGCGGCUCCAUGGACGAAUCUACCCUGUUCAUGGAGCCAACGGCGGUGCUUGUUGACGAUAUCAACGACAGUAUGAUGACCCAAGAGGCGUUUGGCCCCAUUUUCGCAAUGAUGGCGGUUGAUUCCCUCGACCAGGCCAUCGACAUUGCUAAUACAGUUGACCCGACGCCUCUCUCUCUUAGCGCCUUUGGAAGCAAGGCUGAGAACAAUAAGAUUCUGGAUAAUGUUACCUCUGGCGGCGCCACAUGUAACGAUGCCUUCUUCCACUCUCAGAUUCCACAGUCUCCCUUGGGAGGUGUUGGCCAAUCUGGAAUGGGCAACUAUCAUGGCAUCUACUCUAUCAGAACUUUUAGCCAUCAGCGUACUAUCGCCGAAGUCCCUUACUGGGCUGACUUCCUCUUUCGCGUGCGAUACAUGCCAUACCAGUGGCCCGUUAUGAAUCGAAUGAAGGCUGUUGCCGACUCAAAACCUAACUUUGAUCGCAACGGUAACAAAACCAAGGGAAUUACAUACUUCCUUGCGCUGGUCCUCGGUCUCGGAUCAAAGAAGUCCAAGGGCGCUCUUCUCAGGUGGGCCGUCCUCGUGGUUGCAGCCGCCAUACUGGAAGCAAAGAAAGGUGUUCUGAGCCAAUUGCUCACACGAUAAUCAUCUAGUUAAUCCCUCCCUCUUAUUAGUCAGUCAUAUAUCAUGAGAAGGCCUUGCUAAAACAAGGGGGCUCCCCGAGACUCGGUGGUCUAACACCAUUUGCUGAGAAAUGGAAAGCAGUUACGGUGGUAAUUGGAGGAUACCCCUCGUAUGUACGGUUACAUGUAAAAUGGUCAAAUAGUUCUACCUUAAUUUCUGUAAAGCAUUAUAGCGACAUCUAUGCUCUCUGAAGUACAUCCUAAUGCACCUGAUCAAGGUGUUGAUGAUUCAAACAAAAUAACAAAAACUUGAUAUUGCGC